Messenger RNA from Corylus avellana, 1351 nucleotides. RefSeq names its product wall-associated receptor kinase galacturonan-binding protein. The record is from RefSeq and is a predicted model, not a curated record. Gene Ontology annotation, molecular function: polysaccharide binding. Lineage: Eukaryota; Viridiplantae; Streptophyta; Magnoliopsida; Fagales; Betulaceae.
AGCAAACUAAAGCUAGAAAAUCCUCAUGACCCUAAAAAAAGACACAAUUCUGCACCAAAAAAGAGAAGGAAAACCCAUAAACAAAGCCAGAUUCCUCAACACUCCAUGUGAAUAAAGCCCCCCCCAUAAAUCAACAUGCCCACAGCGCUACAUAUCUAAGCAAAGAAUCAUUGCCACCUCCACCCAACCUCCACUGAUCAUCACAGCCAUGGCUACACACAUCUUCACCACCCUCCACCACCUCUUGAGCUUGGCAUUGAUGAUCCCACUGAUUUCCGGCGCCACCGUGAACACGUGCAGAUCAUAUUGCGGAAACAUAACCAUCGACUACCCAUUUGCGCUUCAAUACGGCUGCGGCCACCCCGGCUUCCGGGAGCUCCUGUUUUGCAUGAACGAUGUGCUCAUGUUCCACAUAAGCUCCGGCUCCUACCGGGUCCUGGAAAUCGAUUACGCCUAUCAAGCACUUACCCUGCACGAUCCCCACAUGUCAAACUGCGACGCCAUUGUGCUCGGCGGCAAAGGCAACGGCUUCGCCGUCGAGCCGUGGCGGUCGCCGUACAUGAAUCCGAUCUCCGACAACGUUUUCAUGCUUAUAGGCUGUUCGGCUCGGUCGCCGCUCUUCCAAGGAUUCCCCGGAAAGCACUUGCCGUGUCGUAACGUCUCCGGGAUGAGCUGCGAGGACUACUAUGGGUGCCCCGCGUGGGACCUGGUGGGUCACAGGGCGGCGGGCUCUUUGUACGGCUCGAGCCCGCCGGAAUGUUGCGCCGUGCCGUUCGAGGCGAUCAAGGCUAUAAACCUGACGAAGCUCGAGUGUGAAGGGUACACCAGCGCGUACAGUCUCGCGCCGCUGAAGGUCGAUGGGCCUGGUGGAUGGGCCUAUGGCAUACGUGUGAAAUACUCGGUCCAGGGGAACGAUGAUUUCUGUGGCCCGUGUGAGGCCACCGGUGGCACGUGCGGAUUUGGCACGGAUGGGAUUAGGCAAGUAUGCAUGUGUGGCAGCUUGAAUUCCACAUCAAAUUGCGAUUCAGUCAAGUCAUCAUCAAGCAGAAGGACAAGGUCUAUGGUGGAGCCAUUAGCAGGACUUUUUAUGGGCAUGUUAGUAUGGGUGACAGCCAAUCAAAAUUGAAGUAGAGGUCCAACGUCACCAUCAUAUAUAUAUAUAUAUAUGCAUCUCCCAUCUCAUGUAAUGUCAUUUUUACACAUACAUGGAGGUCUUGCACAACACACACACACGAGAUAGCGAGAGGUGUGAGAGAUGAAAGCAUAUUUUUAGAAGUUUAUGCUUUUUUUAUUCAUACAUGAUAAAAGCCACUAAAUUUUUGAGCUUGAGUUAAAAGGAUGGGGAAUUAUU